CAUGCACAACCGACGCAAGCACGUGGUCGACACCAGCGAGCGGAACUACUGCGUCGAGUGCGACCUGCAGUUCACGAACAGUUUGUUGUACAACGAGCACGUUAAACGGAGCACGAAACACCGCACUAAACCCAGAGUCCCGUGCCCGUCGUGCGACAAGACGUACAGCAAGCGCGUCUAUAUGACGAACCACUUCAACCUGGAGCACCUCAAGGAGAGCAAGUUCGUCUGCCCGCUCUGCGACAGGAGAUUCUUGAACGGGUUCCGUCUGCGGUACCACGUGAAGUAUUACCACGAAAAAGCUCCCAAGCCCAAGAACCACAUGUGCAGCUACUGCGGUAAAGGCUUCAACACCCGUCGCAUCUUGGACAACCACGUGCGCACGCACACGGGCGAGCGGCCGUUCGCGUGCGAGCACUGCACCGCAGCGUUCGCGCAGGCCACCGCACUCAAAACGCACGUGCGGUCCGCGCACAAAUGA
Messenger RNA from Cydia amplana, 481 nucleotides. RefSeq names its product GDNF-inducible zinc finger protein 1-like. NCBI's taxonomy places the organism in Eukaryota, Metazoa, Arthropoda, Insecta, Lepidoptera, Tortricidae. The record is from RefSeq and is a predicted model, not a curated record. The coding region runs from base 2 to 481 and encodes 159 amino acids. Gene Ontology annotation, molecular function: chromatin insulator sequence binding. The transcript is spliced from 5 exons. Gene Ontology annotation, biological process: regulation of transcription by RNA polymerase II. Gene Ontology annotation, cellular component: chromosome.